Knipowitschia caucasica is the source of this 2703-nucleotide messenger RNA. Lineage: Eukaryota; Metazoa; Chordata; Actinopteri; Gobiiformes; Gobiidae. The record is from the annotation of a GenBank genome assembly.
AUGGCUUCAUUCUUACCUGGAAUCUCCACGACUGUAGCAAGGAUCAUCACAGGCGACACACGGCAAGGACACAGCGUUACAGUCAGAGCCAUGAAGCUAUGGUCUGGUACCGUCACACUGGUGAUGGAAGACUCCCAGCUCCACUGCUCUGACCCUGAGGAGAAACCAGCCCCAGAACUGGGUCGUGUUGGUCAGCUGCUGGUUCUCAGGACAGAGGAGUGGGUGAAGAGCACUGCAGACAGACUACGUGUCCUCCUGAAGAAGAUCAUCUCCUGCACAUCAGCCCAUCAGCACUGGAGGGUCCGUCUGGCCUUGGUGGAGCUGGCAGACCUCCUGCUGAGGGCAUGUGGACGGUCUCUGGCAGAGUGUGUGGGCUCUCUUCUGGAUGCGCUGGUCGGGGUCGUCAACGAUGAGGAACCCAGGGUCAGAGAGAGAUGUGAGGUGAUCCUUAGAGAGAUCUCCCAGAGGAGCCAGCAGACCACUGUUAGAGAUGACGGCAGUAAAAGCCUCUCCAAGACCUUCACAGACGUCCUCUCUGAGAACCUCCACUCCCUGUGCACCUCCCUGCCUCGUCUCAUGAGGACUUCAGACGACCAGAAGAAACUCUUUGUUCUCAAUGUGUUUUUGGGAUAUAUCAAACUGCUGGGCCCUUUGGUGUCUGUGGUCCUCACCUCCGCUGCUCAUCUGGAGAGGGUUUCCAAGGCAUUGAUGCAGGUGCUGGAGCUGGAUGUGAUGGACGUCCGGAUCGUGGAGGAGAGGAGCUACACCGACGCCGACUUGGACUCCGGCUGCGGCGCUCACGUGCAGAGGAAGCACUUCUUGUAUUUCACAGACGAGCGAAUCUUGUCUGCGCUCCUGGAGAUCUGCCGUAUGUUAGGUUACUACGGCAACCUCUACCUUCUGACCGACCACUUCCUGGACCUGUACCGGCAGUCGUCCGUGUACAGGAAGCAGGCCGCGAUGGUGCUGAACCAGGUGGUCCGGGGAGCUGCCGGUGUCGCUGUGGCUACAUACGGACAGAGUUUGGACGGGAGGGAUGGAAGCGGAGCAAACGCUGAGGACGACCUGAGGGCAGCAGUGGAAUCCAUCACCGAGGAGUACAUCAGUGUCACCAACUGGCAGAUCGCAACUGUCGGCGAGGACACGGACAGAGACCAACAAGAGCAAAAGCUGCUCAGUCCAUCCAGACUUCUCUCCAUCCCGGACACCGAGAGCUCUCCCUCUCCCACCCCUCUUCAUCUGGUGCCGUUGGGUGCCGCUGCCUCCACCUCAGCGCUACAUCAGCUCAACAGUAACAUCUGGCAGCUCUGCGUCCAGCUCGAGGGCAUCUCCUGUUUCGCUCAGGCGCUGGGCCAGGGCUUCACACCCUUACUGAUGACUUCAUUAUACCCGGUGUUAGAAAAGGCCGGAGAGGAAAACUUGUUAGUGAGCCAGGCGGCGCUGGGCUGCAUGUGGAGCAUCUGCCAGGCGUGUGGACUCCCCUCUCUGAAGGAGCUGAUCAACCAGAACUCUGACUAUCUGCUCAAUGACGUCUCUCUGAACCUGCAGAGGCUCAGGCAGCACCCGCAGGCUCCUCGCGUUCUUGCGGUGAUGCUGACUCACUCGGACCGCUCUCUGCUGCCCCUGGUGGGCGACAUCGUGCAGGACGUGCUCUCAGCUCUGGACCUGAGCUACGACCACACAGCCGCUCUGUUCUGCUCUGUGCUCCACGUGCUGAUUAAGGCCCUGGCAAGGUGGUUUCCUGCCAGUCAGCGCUCCGCCAGAAAGCCGAAUAAAUCCGAGCCCAGACCCACAGAGCAAGAAGAAUUCAACGUGGGCCAAUUCCUGCUGGAUUACAGGAAACAGAAAGAGCUGGCAGAGGGCAUCAACAUCGAGGACGACAUGGAGGACUCUGCAGAUACUGAUGCCCCCCCUGUCUCGGAGCUUGAGGACGUGGAUGAUGUUGAUGGCCCUGAUGUGAAAAAAGAACUUCCUGAUCAUCUGCGGAUCACGAAAGAUGUUAUGGAGCGCUGCGUUCACCUGAUGUCAGACCCGAGCCUCAGAUUACGCCUCAAGGCGCUGGACGUGUUGGAGUUGUGCAUAUCUGUCCUGAGUGAAAUGGAGGAUGAACUUCUUCCAAUGGCCCAUCGCUGCUGGCCCGCUCUCCUGCAGAGGCUGACCGCGGACGACCCACUGGCCGUCCUCAGGGCCUUCAGAGUGCUGUGUGUUCUGGGGGAGAGCUGCGGAGAUUUCCUGAGGAGGCGAGUGUCCAAAGAGGUUCUUCCAAAGCUGAGUGGGUCUCUGCUCCGUCAGGCUCCGGUCAGUGCCAGAGCUGGGCCCGUCUACGCCCACACGCUGGCCUUCAAGCUGCAGCUGGCUGUUCUGGAGGGACUGGGCUCUCUGUGUCGCAGACUGGACCUGGGGGAAGAAGAUCUGGACAAAGUGUGUGAGGCGUGUUUACUGUACCUCAGCUGCAGACAACCAGUGCGACUCCAGGAGGCCAGCCUGAGUGUAUUUCGAAAUUUGAUUCAGGUGGACCCGGACAUGUUCUGGUUUGUCCUCAAUGAACUCCACUGCCCCUGGGACUUCACGCCUCCCCACCCGGACCUGCAGCCUGUGCGCCUCUCUGGGAUGGGACGUCCCAGAGAUGAGUACACAGACAACGUAGUGAAACUGCUCAAGGAGGAGUUUGAGUUACCUUUAGCCUCAUCGCUAAGCUCAUGA